Messenger RNA from Nothobranchius furzeri (turquoise killifish), 6296 nucleotides. NCBI's taxonomy places the organism in Eukaryota, Metazoa, Chordata, Actinopteri, Cyprinodontiformes, Nothobranchiidae. The record is from RefSeq and is a predicted model, not a curated record.
UUGUUGUGAUAUUUGGGGAAUGCUGUGCAGCAAGUGUUAAAGUGUGAGCGAAUAAAACGAACGUGUUUAACUUCAGCAUGAAGUUAAUUUGGCAGUUGAGAGGCUGUUCCAGGUGAUGUGAGGAGGUCAGAACUGGUGUUGAGUAAAGCUGUUGAACGUCUUUCAAAUGCUGCUUUUAAAAAGCGUUUAUAGAGUUUUGUGUUAAAUGAAAUGGGAAAAUUUGAAAGGAAAUCAUUUUAUUUAGUGUUAAAGUUUCUUGGUUAAGCUCUGUUGUUGGCAUCUCUGUGUAGGGCGUUUAUAGGUGACAUACUUCAUUUAUCAUUCGCGUAUAUAUUUAGUUAACGUUUACAAAGACUCUUUUUAAAUGUAGUAAAUUUUAGGUUUUGUAGGAGAUCUUAUUGCGAUCAUAUCAGCCAGUCACGAUUUGACAAAAGUCAUACAAUCUGAGAAAUAUUCUCAUUUAAUUUUGAAAUGUCUGCAUUUGUACUAAAAUAAUAAAUCUGGUCUCCUUUCACUGUCAUUUCAAGAGGCCCUUCACUGAGAAACAACUUUUGACUCAUUAUUUUUGAAAAAUACAUUUGCAUAAAAUAAUUAAUGUUAUUUGGAAAACUGAAUAACGAUAUUGUUGCAAAUAUGACAACUGGUAUGGUUAAUAUUAAAAGGGUCAAUGAAAUCAAAUUCCUUGAGAUGAUCUUAGAUCCCUGAAUCUGCUUGAAACCACACAUCACAUACAUUUGGGGGAAGCUGGCUCAGAGUCUUUCCAUUUUAGGUAAAACUAAAGAUGUUCUUAACAGUAAAGCUCCUUGUACUCCAUAUUGUACUUGUACUUACUAUUACCAUACCUGACGUACUGUGCAGAAAUCUGGGGAAAUACAUACAAGACAAAUUUACAACCAAUUAACAUAAAAGGCAAUUAGAUUUACAAAUGAAACAGAAUAUGGAGACCAUACUCAUCAACUCUUUAUAAAUUCAGGAUUAAUGACAUUUCCCGAUUUGGUUCGGUUUAAAACAGGUCAAGAAGAAAGGGAAGGAGGGUACAAUUCAAGAGGGAAUUUAAAUGUAAAAAUACAUCCAGUCAGAACAACAUUAAAGAGCAGGUGUAAAAUUAUGGAACAAUUUAACAGACAAAAAACAAAGUAGAAACAUCAGCCAGGUCAAAGGAAAAUUCAAAGAAAGUAUAUUUAUUCAUUAUAAGUAUGAAGAUGAGCAAAUUGUACCUGUGGAAGGUUAGGAGGAAUGUAGGGACGAGUGAUUUUGCUUUGUUAUGGUAAAUGUUGAGAGAGUUGUCCAGUAAUUGGAAGGUUGCAGGUUCGAUCCCGGCUCCGGACAGAGAAUUCUGCUGUUGUGUCCUUGGGCAAGACACUUAACCAACUUUGGGUGGUCGGAGGGGAAGGUGGCGCCUGUGCUCGGCAGCCUCACCACUGUCAGUGCACCCCAGGGCAGCUGUGGCUACAUCGUAGCUCAUCAGCAUCAGUGUGUGAAUGGAUGAAUGAUACACUGUAGUGUAAAGCGCUUUGGAGUCCUUACCCCCAAAUUCCACUACCUCCGCUCCGCCCCCGCCUUCCUCUGCCACUCGCUUCCGAACUCAAUUUUUACUGGUACCCACUCUACAACGGCUCCGCUCCGGUGCGGAGACCUGAGGUGGGCAAACAAGCAUGCACGGGAUUUUCGAGAUCUUGCGAUACAGUCCGAGCAAUAAACGCGGAAGUUAGAUCCAAACACCCGUUGUGCGGGAGAAGCAUCGAAAUGAACUGUUUAAUCUGCCCAUCAGUUGUGUUGAGAGAUCAGCAGUGUUUGGAUCAACAAAGUGUGACUACUUUGAUAGUGGAAACUGUAUUUAUGGCUUACUUUUGUGCAUUUAAAGUUCAGCCGCCAUUGAUAGUUGUUAAAAGUUGUUAAACCUGUGCAUAUGAAACAAAAAACGCUUUUUGUUUAUCGAUUUAUUGUGAAAUAACGGAAUUUGUGCUUGCUCUCUUUCCUGUUGGGCGUUUGUGAUUUCUGUCCAUUGACUGCGGAGGUGCUCCGGCGUCCGGCGAAAAUAGGAUCGAUUCUAUUUUUGCCGGAUGCCGGAACAGAGGGCAGCGCACUGCGCCGCACUGCUGGAGCACAGCCGCAGUAGUGGAAUUGCUCUGAUUGACUACAACGGGACCGAUUUUGCCGUGGAGUUCGUGCCGGAGCGGAGCGGAGGUAGUGGAAUUUGGGGGUAACUCUUAGAGGCGCUAUACAAGUGCAGGUCAUUUAUCAUUUAAAUGGCCUGUAUUUGAUAUAGGACCUUUCUAGAGUCUUGGAACCCCCCAAGGUGCUUUACAACACAAUCAGUCAUUCACCCAUUCACACCCUGGUGGGGAUGAGCUACGAUGUAGCUACAGCUGUCCUGGGGCGCGCUGACAAAUGCGAGGCUGCCGAGCACUGGCGCCGCUGGUCCCUCUGACCAUCACCAGUGACAAGGGGUUUCAAGUGUCUAGCCCAAGGACACAACGACAGCAACAAACUGAGCGUGUCUACCGUCACCCCCGUUAUGAGUGUCAACUUGUUUUUUCCUUUUUUGGUUUUGUUUGUUUGAGUUUUCAUUUUCUUGUUAUGACAGACCAAUCAGGCUGUAUGAUGGUGAAAAGAAGGUGUGUAAAACAUUAUUUUGUUACAUUAUAAUCGUUUUUUUUUUUUUGAAAACGAUGCAGUGUUGGAAGGGGUAGGGCCUUUAUAAGUCAAAACUUCUACCUACCUCCUUUUCAAACAAACUUACAUUUAUUGUUUUAAAUGUUGUUUUAUUUGUCAGAAAUGUUUGAAAUAAAUGAAAACUAAAUAAUAAUAAUUCAUGCAUGCUGAAUGUGAAAAUCGUCUUCUACACCUAUCUCCUGCAUUUGCUUCUGAAGGUUCUAGGAUUUCAAAAGCCUGACAAAUCUAUGUCACACUGUCACUUAAAAUUCAUGGACUCACCCAUCUUGACUCACGUUGUUGGUUUAGUGUCCAGGAAACAGCAGAGAACAUCUUGGCUAGUAGAAGCUUAGCAUUAGCAACUCAACAACACAGCAGAACUCCUCCAGACUUGUGCUGUAUGUGGAGAUAAACAUCUUAAACAGGCACACUGGAACUUCUUCCCCAGAGUAAGGCAUUCAUUCUUACUAGAGACCAUUGCAAAUAUGUUAAAGAUAUGAGUGGACAUUUUUCAGAGAAGGUUGCAGCAUAGUUUCUGAGUCUAAAACACACACCUGGCUAAAUGAGAAAGAUAUUGAUUGUCCAACUACUUGAUGAGCAAUUUUACAAACAUGUCUGCAUAAAUGCGUGGGAUGUAAUUUCAGUAUAACAUUUGGAACAGCCUAAACAGAAACCUGUUUCAAUUAGUAUAUUCCUUAAAAUAACUAAUGGUUCUACAUAACACUUCAACUUUGUGGCAAUUCUAGAACAAGCGUUCUGUAACACCUCUUUCAGCAAAAGUAAUUAAUGUACACUCGUUAAGGUUGGUGCCACUAGGGACCUUGUUGAAGGUAUCUUUUGGUUUUUAUUCCUCUGCUUGUAUAACGUUAUUGCUGCAAAGUAGUUUGGUAGUACUCAAGAUUUCUCUGGUUGUAUUGAGAAGGAAAACAAAUUAAAGGUCAAUGUUUGAAGCACAUUAUAUUCUUAGCUCCAAAUGGAAUCCACUUGAAACAAAACUGAUUUGAGAAUGUUAGUGGAAACCGCUGUGGAUGAUGUUUCAGGCAAAUGCAAGUGCUAUAAAUAGCUUUUGUGAAGUCUCUAGGUGCAAGCAGCAACAUGUGUAUUUGUAUUCAAAAUAGAAAAUUAGUUAAGAAAAGUGAGUAAUAAAUGCAUAACUCGUCACAUGUCAGACUGCAACUUUCCAUCAGGGUUAAAGAAGGGGCUUUUUCUCUAAUUGCUUGUGCAAUUAAUAAACUUUUUCAUACCUUCCAAAAUGGUGGUGCUUACUAGAGAGAGGAUAGGAUUUUAAAACUUUCCUGACGUGAUGCUGGUGAAAAACUAUAUGUUGAAAUUGUGCUUAAGACCAACCUUGUUUUCCAAACUAACCGUACAACUUUUUCUUGAACAACACAGAUUUUGUGCCUAAUUGGUUUGAAGCAAUUCCAAGCAGAAGUGAAAAACAAAACUGUAUGUAAUGAAGGACUUUUGACAAUGUUACCAAAUGGUACUCACAAAACUUCAAACACCUUAGUGGUUUAAAAAAAGCACUGUGAUACUGAGUUGGGUGCCGUUGUUCUGAGUUGUCUCAUUUCGGAAAACGUUUGCGCUCCAUAGCUUCCUGUUUUACAUGAAGACAGAAGCGCUUCUGAAAGUAAAGCACUAUGCUCUCCGCUGGGAAAGUGUUUCAUUUAUGCUAACAACAGCCAGAUUGCAUUUCACGUCUGCUGUCACUACAUCCAAGUUUAACAUGGCAUCACAGCUGUUCCAGUGAAGGCACAAAGAGUUUAGGAUUCAGCAGCAGCAUACUGGUGUAGCAACUCUUACCCAGGGAAUCUCAGAAUAGAUAAUUGGAAAAGACUCACACAUGAUGAGUGUUUUUGUUCCACAUACUCUCUCAGAAUAGAUAUUAGCAUUGACUGUUUAUUAUUUGCUUGCUGCCACAUAAAAUUUGCUUUAAAAGAUGUUUACUCAUGUUUUACCAUAAUUUUGGUCUGGUUUGAGAAAAGGCGACUGUAAAUCUCCUGACACCAUAACAGCCUUCUUUCUUGGAACCUUUUAAAAUUUUCAGAAAUGGUGGAUCAUUCCGGUCCGGUAAGAAGUCCGCUCCGACAGCUUCUGGCAUUUUUAAAAGGUAUCCCAGGGGCACGUGGUGCACACAGCUGGGGCUGUUGGGAACCUGCUGGUGCACGGGUGGCGAUCAGCAAUCAGCAACAGGCUGAUUAUAAAGGAUUGCACCGCAGGUGCAGAGGGGAGCAGACUGGAGGAGUUGGGAGACCUCCCACUUUCUACUUCUUCUCCUGCACUAAUGUCUGGGAUCAUUCAAAACAACUUUUGCAUCUUGUGAUUUUUUUCUUUAUUGAUUUUUCUUCAGGAUUUUUAUCAGUCAAUUAUGAAUCUUUUACCAAAAACUAAAGAAAAGACUCACAGCUGCAUUCAUCAGAUCCUGCCGCAUUUGAAACUUUAAGAUUUAAUUUCUUUUAUUCAGUUGUUUCUUUUCUUAACGUCGAAGAUUCAUGUAGAUGUGAUUGUUUUUUUUAUUUAUGCCAUGCCAAUUUUUUAGCUUUUGAAUUGAGAAAAGACAAUAAAUUUGUGUUGUUUUUGAAACUUUUAGAACCAAAUAUUAUCAAGACGAAACCAAAAAGUCCUUUGGCAGCUGGUUUUUUAGUGUACAAUGUGGUCUACCUUUUUUCUGACGGAUGAGGAGGGUCACACUGUGGUCCAGGGAGCAACAACAGGUGGAGGGCCUGCACCUCCACAGGGUGGAGGAGGCCUGGCCAGCUUGAUGAGUGGACGCAGUACUUUUGGUGGGAACAAGCGUCGCAGGACAACUUCAUCAGGACACGGUAUGAGUGAAGCCAAGGAGGGAAAGAUCAAGCUGGCGUUCUUUGUAGCCAUUGUGGGUGUAGUUCUGACAAUCCUUGGUGUUUGUACUGAGUUCUGGGUGGAGCUGGCCCCCGCUAAGAACUUCUAUAACAAUCAGACUUGUCUCACAACUUACUACGGACUGUGGAAGGGCUGCACAAAGACGCUGUGGGUGUUUGAUAUCGACCCAGAACGUGAGAGCUGUGGACCUGCUGACCUUGCUGGAGAAUCGAACUGCACCUACUUCAAGUUUUUCACCACGGGGGAAAAUGCUGUCAUGUUUCAGAAGACAACAGAGAAGAACCUUAAUGUAGCAGCAGCCAUGUUGGCCCUAUUUAGCCUCUUCCUGAUGGCAAUGGGAUCCAUCUGCAUCACCAUGUCUCUCAGUAAAGAGAUCCUGUUCUUUCUCAAGCCAGCAUCCAUCUGCUUCAUUCUUUCAGGUGUUCUGGUGCUCCUGUCCCUGCUGGUUUUCCAUCAGUCCGUAUUGGCUCUCUUAGCCAGCGAUCACACAGUCCCUCUCCACCAUGAGCUCUCCUGGUCGGUGUCAUGUAUCGGCUGUGCUGGUACUAUUCUCAUCGUGGGCGGGAUCCUCCUGCUGCUGCUGGCACUGCCCUGCAGUCCCUGGAAGAAAUGUUUCCCUCAAAAGCAAAGCAGCAGUUAGGGGUGUUGAGGUGAUAAAACUCUUUAGUGGCCCUUUUCAGAAGGGUGAGAAAGGUCUGUAUUGAUCACUUUUUCUGUUGUCUAGAUGAUUCACAUUCACAGAUGAGACUUAUGGGAAUAAACAAUAUUUUAAAAAGGCA